Messenger RNA from Myxocyprinus asiaticus (Chinese sucker), 1348 nucleotides. Its product is annotated as caspase-3-like. The record is from RefSeq and is a predicted model, not a curated record. NCBI's taxonomy places the organism in Eukaryota, Metazoa, Chordata, Actinopteri, Cypriniformes, Catostomidae. The transcript is spliced from 5 exons. Gene Ontology annotation, molecular function: cysteine-type endopeptidase activity. The coding region runs from base 342 to 1076 and encodes 244 amino acids. Gene Ontology annotation, biological process: proteolysis.
AGGAAGGUAACACAGAGAUGAGAUUGUGAGAAUGUGUAAGGAACAACAUUCUUCAAACAACAUUUUUAACUCGAUAUUAAGCCAUUAAACUUCUGUAAUAUAUCUGUAUGGGUGGUACUUUCAUUGUCUUUCAGGAAUCAAUUGGGUCGUAAAAAAUGGGUUGUUCCACACCAGAAUUGGGUCAGACCUGAAAGCGAGUUUGUAGUUACUUGACUGGAAUGUGAAGACUGAAUGUAAAGUUCAUCCUCGAGAGCAUCUAAACGUGUCCCAAUGCAAGCAAGAGCCUGAGGAACAGGGCAUUAAUUGUGUCUGUGGAAAACUUCUAUCCGGAUGUGGAUCUAAUGAAGCGGAGGGGUGUAAAGAGAGACACGCAGAGACUUCAUAAAAUUCUUACUAAACUCGGCUUCUCUGUGGUCAUCAAACAAGACAUGGAGGCAGAAGAGAUCUAUGAAGCGUUCAAAGCCGAGAGCAAGAAGACAGUAAAAGACUGUUUUGUGGGCGUCAUAUCCAGUCAUGGCGAGGAGGGUGUUGUGUUUGGUGCUGAUGGAUGUCCUGUGAAACUGGCCAAGAUCUACAGUUACUUUGGAGGUCCGUCAAUGACGGGCAAGAACAAACUCUUCCUUAUACAGGCUUGUCGAGGACAUGAGUUGGAUGGAGGUGUGGAGACAGACUCUUCAUUCUCAGAGGAAGAGGAGAGCAUGUCUGAGCUUUUUUCCAUUCCCAUUGACACCGCAGUCAUGUACGCCACAGCCCCAGGUUACGGUGCAUUCAUGCAUCCUUUGGGCUCAGCGUUUAUUCAGACUCUCUGUGAUCUGCUGGAACAGGAAGGAGGUCCAAAUCUGGAGCUCACACAACUCAUGACUCGCCUGAAAUACCAGGUUGCCUACAACUUCCAAGCAAAAGGCAAAAUGUUGGGUGGCAAAAAGCAGAUGCCGUGCUUUGUGACCCGCUUUACCAGAGAGGUGUUUCCAUUCAUGGACAGCAGGACAGCAGCAGCAGAAGAUUUGAACUUCAGCUUUGCAGCCACACAGUUUAUUGAUGAACCGAAAAGAUCACAGAGGAGAUCCAUCAGCUGAAGUUUAUGAAGAAUCUGAUGCAGGAACUGUAUAGAGAGCCAUCUCUGAGCCAUCGUUCAUAUUAUCUCAUUUGAAACUGAUAAUAAAACAGAUAAAGUGACGUAAAGUUACAUCUGCAGCAGGAAGUGGCUGAAAAGAGAAGGAUGUGACCUCUUUUAUAAAGCUCCAUUUAACUCUCUGGGAAUUUUAUUGUGUUUGUUACUUCCAUUUAUUUAUGGUCUUAAAGUAUUUUCAGAGUAUUUAAUAAAAAAAAAUAAAAAAAAGUAAAAUAA